UGUCGAUAUCACGUGACCUAUAAUUAUUUGUAUCUGAUAAUCGCACUCGCGACGAAUUCGUAAGAUCUAAACAAUCUCGGGAACAAGAACAUGCCACUGUCGAUAACGCGGUAUAAUACCAAGACACAGCAUCCGAAUGAGCGAAUAACAUUUAUUACUGCCCUACCCGGGUCGCCGCCGCAGAGCCAAGAGCUGCUGAAUCAUAUCGCUGCGAUCGUGUUUCCAAUCAUGAAGAAGCAUUCGCUCAGUAUAACGAGUUUAGAGGAGUGUCCUUACAAUAGAGAGUACUGGGGUAUUAAUUACAAUGCUGGCGAGAAAGUGAGAUUAGUGCUGCGAGGACCGAGUAAGCAGCUUUUGGGGUUUCGACAGGUAUUGAGCGUGAUGAUCCAUGAGCUGGCACACAACAAGCAGAUGAAUCACUCGAAAGCGUUUUGGGCGGUACGGAACGAGUUUAUGAAAGAGAUACAAGAACUACAGGCGAAAGGCUAUACAGGAGAAGGUUUAUACUCGCGCGGGCGCGAACUGGGCUCUUCGCAAAUAGUCCAGUCGAUUGCCUUGUCGGAGCACGAUAUGCCAGAUGACCUAUGUGGUGGCUCGAUCACACGAACGCGGCGGACUAGGAUAAUUAGACGGCGGCGGCCACGGAAGCGGAAGUUUGAAGGCGAGGGGGUGAACGUCGGUGGGGACAUGGAGAUGCGGAAGAAGUUAGAAGGUGGCAAGACGAACAAGAGCGCGCCGAGGGUUGCAAAUAGUGAGCGAGGGCGAGAUUUACGGCUAAACGCCGCCGUGCUACGUGCUGAAAAGCUCAAGCAGAUGAAGAAGGAAGAACAGGAGCAAAGUGAGGACGAGUACGAAGAAGUCACGGAGGAGUACUACGAUGAGCUGAAGCCGGAUGACACAGAGGAUGAGAAGAAAUGGCUACAUGAUGAGAUGGCAGGAAUGUUUGAGGAUGAUAAGAAGGACGUGUUUAUCGCUAUCGACGAGGGACUCGCGAUUAAGAUCGAUAGCGAGGACGACGAGGUGGACGGCAGCGCAACCGUGAAAGAGGAGACCUCAACACAACCAGAAGCAAGGCCGGUGACAGACACACGACCUCCAAAAGUCGAAAUCAUCGAAAUAGACUAAACGAUAAAGUAUUAAUACAAUUUUACAACUCACAGAUCUAAUCAGAAUUAGGCAA
Molecule: messenger RNA, 1180 nt
Organism: Myxozyma melibiosi
Lineage: Eukaryota; Fungi; Ascomycota; Lipomycetes; Lipomycetales; Lipomycetaceae
Product: WLM domain-containing protein
Exons: 2
Coding region: 91-1125 (344 amino acids)
Biological process (GO): DNA repair
Cellular component (GO): nucleus
Molecular function (GO): metallopeptidase activity
Source: RefSeq, a predicted model, not a curated record